Messenger RNA from Penicillium bovifimosum, 1308 nucleotides. RefSeq lists its product as uncharacterized. The transcript has a single exon. Bases 1 to 1308 code for a protein of 435 amino acids. The record is from RefSeq and is a predicted model, not a curated record. NCBI's taxonomy places the organism in Eukaryota, Fungi, Ascomycota, Eurotiomycetes, Eurotiales, Aspergillaceae.
AUGUGGUCCACGCUGUCCUCGCUGCUCGCACUACCACUCUUGUGCCUAAUCUCCCUCCCACUCAUCCUCUCAGCAUGGAUAACAAUCUCCCUCGCAUUCUUCGCUCUAGUCCUCCGACUAUCAAUAGUCUACCUCGAGCUAGCCUUCGGACUGAUAAAGCAUUUCUUCUCGAUCCCAACAUCAUCCACAUCCUCAUUACUAGCAUUCACAGCCUCAGAACCACCAACACCAGCAACAGGUAGAUCAAGACGCAACUCCAGCCAACCUGCACUCCACCCACACAAAACGCAUAACGACACUCUCACAUCCUGGGCCCUUACAAACCAACCCGACCCAACCCGUAAAAAGACCUACGCAAAAAGCAUGAUCGAAGCCCACAACCUCACUUCCACACCUGGCUUCCCCCGCCUCCCGAUAAGCGGCGACGAAAGACGAGAUUUCGAAGGCGUAGGCGGCUGGCGCUCCUACAAACGCAAAGCAAAAAGCCUGCGAGAAAAACCAGACUUCUCCGUAUCGUCUUCUUCAACACGUAGCACAAGCGCAGACGUCGACGAAGACGCAGAAGCAGAAGCAGACGAGCGAGCCUGGCUAUCCCUAAACCACAGACUCGAACUCCCCUCCCAGCUCGUCACACUGGGGACGAGUCAGCACGCCAGUUCCCGGAAUAGUCCGGACACGGAUUCGCGAGCAAACUUCCCUGAACAUCAACAGCGGGAUGCUCGCAGUGCACAGCGACACCACCACCGCUCGCUAACGACUUCGUCGCUCAUGACUUCUGAUCGGCGAACGGGGACGGGACUCUCGCUGGCGCUGUCGACGAGACCUGACUCGGCUGGUCUGCGUGGACAGAGGCUGGCGGCGCCGUUUAUGACGCCGCAGCCGUAUGGGAUGUUUUCGGCUUCGCAGCGUGGGCCUGUGCGGGCUUUUGCUGCUACUGGUGCGCUGUCUACGGGGUUCCAUGUCUCGGGUUGCGGGGAUGGGAUGGGGUAUGGUAGUGGGGGUGGGUACUUUGCGUUGAGACGGCCUGGGUCUUCGAGUCAGGUUGGCUCUAGGAGGGGGAGUCCUAGUGCUAGUGGGUAUACGACGCCUGGUGCUGGGUUGUCGGGUGAAGAACGCGAUGCGUCAUCGUUGGGGCUGGCGAGGUUGAUGGCGCAUUAUCCUACGAGUCCUAGGCAUCGGAGACAGAGUAUUUCUGGGCCGAAUUUGAGAGGUGGGGGAGCUUGGUGGGAGUUGAUGAGGGUUGUUCCAUUUUCCUUUUUGGGGUUGCAAGAACCUGCACAUAUGAUCAGGAAGAGAGGCAUGAUUUGA